GUUGUUGCUGCCUUUCCAUCCUUCUAUAAAAGGCAGAGCAUUUGAUAGGAAGGCUUCUAUCACCGAGAGAAUGCCAAGAGGGAUUGCAAAGAUUCAUGCAAAAUCAGGGCACAUCAAGCAAAGGGAACUUGAAAAUAAUCCAAUUUGCUCAAUUCCAUUUUAUACACAAUCCGUAUAUUUUUUUUCUGUUGAUUUCUAGCUAAUUUCUUCCAUACCUUUUCAUUCUUUCCCCAGAAAAGAACAGGCAUGAGGAGGCUGAAAGGAGGCAAGGCGCCGAAAAGGUCACAUGGGCGUCGAGGCAGGAAGAACUUUCCAUUUUCGAGCAGGGAAACCAGUAGUCUCGGAAAGAGCCCCAGAGUUGCAAACAAAUCCAGGCUCCUGCAGGUUGAGGUGAUGGAAGCCGGAUUGGCAAACAUGGUAGUGCAGAUGAGUGACUCGGCUAAGUGGCUAAUGGCAGCAAGAGAAGCAGCCGACCUGACCGAGUCAGAAUUCGCACUGCUCAUCAGGAGAAGAAAUAACCUGGUGGAUAACCUGAUUAGGAGAAAAAAUGAGCUUUUGAAAAUGAAGGGAGUUGAAGCUUUCCUGAUGCUUAAGCUGGGUUUCCAUUGAAUUGGAGAAUUAAGUGAAUUAACCUUAUUUUAAAAUGUACUUCAGCUUGAUGGAUAAAAUUAAUAACUGCCAGAUUGCUAGAGACUUGACUUGUGUUUCAUGAAAUCUGUGUUUGGUUUUGCUGCUGUAUCAUAGUGUGCCAAAUUUCUAAAGUUUAGGCAUUAACAUAGGAACAUGUUAUAACCAAAGCUCCACUGCUCAAACAUUUAAAAAAAAAAAAAGAAAAAGACCUUUGCGUCAUUGAGGGAGGGCUCCCAAAGAAGGCGAGGAUCUGAGGCAUUGGCAAAUAAGGAGAGCAAAGCUAACAGAAAAAAAAUGCUAAUGCUACUAGGAAUUGAGCACCUUUCGUUGUUACAGCCUAUAAGUAAA
Molecule: messenger RNA, 978 nt
Organism: Theobroma umbraticum
Lineage: Eukaryota; Viridiplantae; Streptophyta; Magnoliopsida; Malvales; Malvaceae
Source: RefSeq, a predicted model, not a curated record